GGACAGGCGCGCGCAUUUUGCGCAUGAAAUAGAUUGGCGAUCCAUAAAAUGAGAUUUAAAAACUCCAUUCAAAUAAGAGCUCGCUACGUCUGCACUUAUCUGAGGGAGAGAAAAAAAAGAGGGAGGGAGGGAUGGAAGGAGCAGAGGGAGGGAGGGAAGAAGAGAGAGAGAGAGAGAGAGAGAGCGCGCGCGCUGUUUGGUGUGCAGUUUGUAGCAGAGGGGUGAGAUUUGAGAAAUAGGAGGGGCUUCUAAACGACUAGAAAUGUCAAUCUGAGCAAGGGAGUCCCAAUAAUCUAAAGCAAUCUGUAAGGACCUGACCUUAGUCCAUCCAGAUCAAUAGGGAAGUGAGGGUGGAAAGAAGAAGAAGAAGAGGAGGAAGAAGAAAUAAGGGGAUCGUUUACACUGGCUGUUCCCGAGGAAAUAUAGACUUCCCGUGCGUGCACCCUUUUGUUGCGCACAUGCUCACACUGUAAAAGUGGAUAUCGAGGCAAUUCCAAUUGCUCUGUGAGGUUGCAGCAGACUUUUCCCUCUUUUUCCCCCACCAACAUGUCUUUCCCUCAGCUGGGAUAUCAGUACAUCCGACCGAUAUACCCGCCGGAGCGCCAGGGGAUCGCCAGCAAUGCCCGCGCUGGGACAGACCUCAGUCCGUCGGGCGCACUCUCCAACGUCCUCUCCACUAUGUACGGAUCUCCUUUCGCCGCAGCCGCGCAGGGCUACGGAGCCUUCCUCCCUUACACAAACGAUAUAUCUAUUUUCAACCAGCUGGGGGCUCAGUAUGAACUGAAGGACAGUCCCGGCGUCCAGCACCCCGGGUUCGCCCACCAUCACCCUGCUUUUUACCCAUAUGGUCAGUAUCAGUUCGGUGACCCGUCCAGACCCAAAAAUGCCACCAGGGAGAGCACCAGCACUUUGAAGGCCUGGCUGAGCGAGCACCGCAAGAACCCCUACCCCACCAAGGGCGAGAAGAUCAUGCUGGCCAUCAUCACCAAGAUGACCCUCACCCAGGUGUCCACCUGGUUCGCCAACGCGCGGAGGAGGCUAAAGAAGGAGAACAAGAUGACCUGGGCCCCGCGGAACCGCACCGACGAAGAGGGGAAUGUUUACAGCAGCGAUCACGAGGGGGAGGAGGGGGACAAGAGGGAGGACGAGGAGGAAAUCGACCUGGAGAACAUCGACACGGAAAAUAUUGAGAGCAAGGACGACUUGGACGACCAGGACGACCUGCAUUCAGACAGCAAACUGGACGGGAGGAGUGACUCGGAGAUUUCUGACGGCUAUGAGGAUUUACAAGAGCCGAGGUUUCUAAAGGCUGUGGGGAAGGACAGAGACGCGCAGAGAGGAGGGGAGCACUUCCAUCACCACCACCACGCUUCCAUGGACAUCAAGGCGUCCCAGCCCAACGGGGAGCCGCUUAAACUGAACCCGGCGCCCGCGGGUGACAACAACCCGGCCCCGGCCCAGAAACCAAAGAUCUGGUCUUUGGCAGAGACAGCCACGGCCCCGGACAACCCGCGCAAAUCCCCGCAGAUGAACGGCGCCGCUCAGACACUCAUCACCCCGCACAGACUCAUCUCUUCCUGUCCCAUUGGGAAAAUCCAGAACUGGACGAACCGAGCCUUUUCGGCGCACCAGCUGGCUUUACUGAACUCCAAUCAUUAUCUGGGACUGGCGAACCAGGCCGCAGCCACCGGCCUGGCGCUCUACAGCAGCAGCAGCAGCAGCAGCAGGCAAACGGACGACAAGAGUCAUAGUUCAGAGACUCCAGUCACAGGUACAUGUCCCCGACACUGAGACGCGCAUGUGUACAAAAAAGUCCAACAAAGACACUCGUAAAAAGUCUUUUACACCCCACUUUGUCUCCUUUUCUUUCUCUCUUUUUCUUUUGAGGCCACAAAUGAUCACUUUCAGCUGACAGCGUGUGUGUGUGUCUGCUUUGAAUAAAAAAAUAAUAAUUUAAGUCAAACAUUUCCCCAUUUAAAUGUUGAUUAAACAUAAUUAUGUGUUAAAUAAAUACAAUAAUGUGGAAGUUUAUUUUAAAUUUCUUAUAGUGCCUUGGAUCAAGGAGGGGGGCAGCUUAAUGACAUUUGGGAAUUUCAUUACAUUGUUUUUCUAAUUUUAAAAGCCGAAUUUACCCAAAGGAAAAAAAAGAAUAAAUGGGUUCUUGGAUGUUGUAGCUCCAUGCGCUCACGCGCGCACUGAUAUUGUUCUGGAAAGGCCUGCGUCACUCGUUUGGUCAUCAAGCUCCACGUUGAAAGGCAAUUGUCACUUUUAGAUCACAGAACCUUUUUUUUAUAGAAUUAAUUCUCCCCCUUUCCAUUCCAUUUAGGCCUCAACAAUUAUUUCCCAUCAUCCUUUGUUUUUUCCUCCUCUUCUUUUCAUUUUAAUUGAAAUAUGGAAUGUAAAAUAAGAAUUAUACAUCUCUGUAUAUCCUACUUACAUUGUAAGCAUGUCCUGUGUAAAAUUGCUAAUGUAAUAAUGUAUGAACUUGUAGUCUGUGCGUUUUUUUUCGUUUUUUUUGUCCAUUUUUUGUAAGUUCUGUGAGGAUUCGAUGUUAAAAUGUUUUGUAUAUAAAGUUAAGAAUAUGUACAUACUUGUGAACCAAAUUGUACAAGAAAGUCUAUAUUUUUGGCUAAUAAAUGAACUGCUGCAACUUAAA
Oryzias melastigma (Indian medaka) is the source of this 2656-nucleotide messenger RNA. RefSeq names its product iroquois homeobox 3a (gene irx3a). Gene Ontology annotation, molecular function: RNA polymerase II cis-regulatory region sequence-specific DNA binding; DNA-binding transcription factor activity, RNA polymerase II-specific. Gene Ontology annotation, biological process: cell development; neuron differentiation; regulation of transcription by RNA polymerase II. Lineage: Eukaryota; Metazoa; Chordata; Actinopteri; Beloniformes; Adrianichthyidae. The transcript has 2 exons. The coding region runs from base 547 to 1791 and encodes 414 amino acids. The record is from RefSeq and is a predicted model, not a curated record. Gene Ontology annotation, cellular component: nucleus.